AUGAGUCAGCUGUUAGGUCGUCAGGACUGUAUCAAGAGCCUUCGAAAAGACCUGGCCGACAUUCAGGGAGCCAUUCUGGACGUGUUUUCCAGAACCGGGCCGGUACGCCUCACCUCUUGGAAGUACCCCGACAAACUGUCCUGUAAUCUGGACUUGGGGGCCCUGCUGGAAGAGUAUGACUUUGUGGAUGGAGAGGAGGCGUUCAAUCAGCACUCUCACAUUGUUUUACUGGAGUUAGUGAUUGACAGUGUGAGUGCUUAUGCCGAGCAGCAGAGAGGCAGACACAGAGGGGAUCCGAGCCAGCAGAAAGGAUGCCUCUCUGUUGGUCUUGUGGUUAGGAACUACUGGAUCCAGUCCCUGCUGAGAAACACAGGAGAUGCUUUGAUAGAGUUGUUUCAGAGUGAGGGCCUGCCCUCGUCCCUGCAGCCUCUCUCGGCAGCCAUGGGGGACGCGGUGGACGUGGGACACAUGACGUCGGGUGAUGCCACCCAGUGGGCCAACGAGCAGCUCAGGGACAUGCGUCGGCUGGCAAAGCAUCUGUACGAUGUCCGGGGCACUGUGCAGCCCCUCAAAGAGAGACUGACGGCGGCCGAAACGGAGCGGGACAGGUUCAGGUCUCUGCUGGACAGAGCACAGAAGGAGUUCAAGGGAAAGUUAGAAAAGCACCAAGCAAACAUUGUCCAGUUGGAGUUCUCUCUGCAGAAAGCUCAGAGGUCCGCAAAGGAAAAAGAGCAAAGGCUACAAGAUGAGCAGCAACAGCUUAAGAAAGAAAAUUUGUCCCUGGAGAAAAGCAUCAACCAACUAAUGGAGAAAGUUGCACUGCAGCAAGAUGCCUUACAGGAACUGGAAACUGAAAAAACUGAGCUGCAAAACAAAGUGGAGAACCUGCAAAGGGAGAAGGAGACUUGUUGUAGUUUGCAGCAGAGCAUCCAGCAGCUACAGGCUCAGCUUUCUGACUCUCAGCUUCUUCUUGACAAGGAGAAGGCCAAGUACCUGAGUGCCUGCCGUCAGCAAGAGUCAAUGCAGGCGAAGCAGAAAUCUCUGUUAAGCAGAGUCAGUUUUCUUGACGAAGAGUGUGAGGAGCUGCAGAGGCAGCUGGGAGAGAAGGAGGAGGAACAGACCAGCUUACGCAAUCAGCUGCAACAGGUGUCAGAUGAGAAGGAACAACAGCAGGCCCAGCUUACUCAGCAACAGAAAUCAUGUGAAAAGCUCAAACAGGAGAAGCAGACAACAGAAACACAGGUAGAAGAGUUGAGGAAGCGUGUGGCUGAUCUGAUGGAGCGUGUGCAGGCUUUCAGAGAGAGGGAGAGGCUGCUGGUGGCUUUCCCAGAGCUCAACAACUGGGCCCGGGCCCAACCGCAAAGUACAGGAAAUGUGAUUUUGGACAUGGAGCAACAGCUGCAAGCAAACAGCAUUCGUAUAAACCUUCUGGAGCAGGAAAAUAUGACUCUGCACAAAAGUCUUGCGACGUUACGACAAAGAUCGACCAAGUGUAACGUCCCCGGGUGUUCCUCUGUUCCCCUGUGUAUCUCCUCCAUGCUGAAUUGCCUCUAG
Austrofundulus limnaeus is the source of this 1554-nucleotide messenger RNA. It is a transcript of the gene ccdc157, whose product is annotated as coiled-coil domain containing 157. The transcript has 9 exons. Lineage: Eukaryota; Metazoa; Chordata; Actinopteri; Cyprinodontiformes; Rivulidae. The coding region runs from base 1 to 1554 and encodes 517 amino acids. The record is from RefSeq and is a predicted model, not a curated record.